CUCAAUCACGAAUGGGAGAAAACUCGGAGCAUCCACACACAGUCUCAGAUAGUCAAAGCUUGUAAAAAAGGUUUCUGAAACUUGUGAGUCGCUGUUUUCGCUUUACCUUCUCUCUCCCUCCCUCUCUCUAGAAAAUUUUCUAGGGUUUGGUUGUUCUUUGUUUUGGUCACUGUUGUUCGAAGCUCUUUGAUUAGAAGCUCUGAAGUUUGCAAAAUGUGAGUGAUUCGCAGCUACAGCCGCUCAACCAAACCUCCUGUUUGUGCUCACCAAUAUGACCUCGGGUGGUACGAUGCCUUCGGAAAUUGGAAAACCCAGUGGUGAUACUAUGUUUGUUGACAAGCUCCCAGAGGGAAUCAAUGAAAUGAAGAUCCAAGAUGGCAAGGUGGAAAAGGAAAUGGAGGCAACAAUGGUGGAUGGAAAUGGAACUGAAACAGGCCACAUCAUUGUGACAACUAUUGGCGGUAGAAAUGGUCAACCCAAACAGACAAUAAGCUAUAUGGCAGAGCGCACUGUUGGGCAGGGUUCAUUUGGAAUUGUAUUUCAGGCUAAAUGCCUGGAAACUGGGGAAACUGUUGCAAUCAAAAAGGUCUUGCAGGAUAAGAGAUAUAAGAACCGUGAAUUGCAAACAAUGCGCCUUCUUGAUCACCCCAAUGUAGUCUCACUCAAGCACUGCUUCUUUUCAACUACAGACAAAGAUGAACUCUAUCUCAAUUUGGUUCUAGAAUAUGUUCCUGAGACUGUUUAUCGGGUAUCACGACACUACAGCAAGGCAAAUCAGCGAAUGCCCAUGAUAUAUGUCAAACUCUACACAUAUCAGAUUUUUAGAGCUUUGGCAUAUAUUCAUGGUAUAGGAGUCUGCCACAGGGACAUAAAGCCGCAAAACCUACUGGUUAAUCCUCACACUCAUCAGCUCAAACUGUGUGAUUUUGGAAGUGCGAAAGCUCUGGUUAAAGGGGAGCCAAAUAUCUCAUAUAUUUGUUCUCGUUAUUACCGUGCUCCUGAACUCAUAUUUGGAGCAACCGAGUACACAACUGCAAUUGAUAUAUGGUCUGUGGGUUGCGUCCUUGCUGAAUUGCUUCUUGGCCAGCCUCUCUUUCCAGGCGAGAGUGGAGUGGAUCAGCUUGUCGAAAUAAUCAAGGUGCUAGGGACACCAACUCGUGAGGAGAUCAAAUGUAUGAAUCCAAACUAUACAGAGUUCAAAUUCCCACAAAUCAAGGCUCAUCCCUGGCACAAAAUAUUUCACAAGCGGAUGCCCCCUGAAGCUGUAGAUCUUGUAUCAAGACUUCUUCAAUACUCUCCAAACUUAAGGUGCAGUGCGUUGGAUGCCUGUAUCCACCCAUUUUUUGAUGAACUUCGUGAUCCUAAUACCCGACUACCAAAUGGCCGUCCCUUGCCACCUCUUUUCAACUUCAAACCUCAAGAGCUGAAAGGAUCGUCUCUGGAGCUCCUGUCAAACUUGAUACCAGAACAUGCUCGGAAACAAUGCCCCUUCCUUGGUUUUUAG
This is a messenger RNA of Ilex paraguariensis (yerba mate), 1504 nucleotides long. Lineage: Eukaryota; Viridiplantae; Streptophyta; Magnoliopsida; Aquifoliales; Aquifoliaceae. The record is from the annotation of a GenBank genome assembly.